AUGGCAGAGGAUGUUCCUCAGAUGAUUGAGGAUGUGCCUCAUAUGACUGACGAUGUUCCUCAGAUGAGUGAAGAUGUGCCUCAAAUGACUGCGGACGUAGAUGCGACUGUUGCAGAGGACUUAGGUCAUGAUGGUGCUGAGGGGUCACACGCUGAUGAGGGAUUCCCUGGUGGGCCCUGUGACCCAUCAGUUUUGACUUCAUUUGCGGAGCAUGUCGCACAUGCCAUUUGGACUGGACAUGAGCGUCCUGAGCUAAAGUUGGUGUCGAACAGGAGGAAGGUGACAUUGAUUGGGAGGCCAGUGCCUGAGAUUGAAGGGCUGGUUGCCGCCACAGGAUUAAGUCAAUUGAUUGGGUGUUCAGUUGUAACCAGCGAUCCAAGACUUAUAUUCGCAUUUAUGGAGAGGUGGCACAGGGAGACCGGCACCUUCCACCUUCUAGUAGGAGAGUUGACGAUCACACUAGAUAAUGUGUCGUCACUCCUCCAUCUCCCUAUCAGUGGCGCCUUCCACAGCUUCGAGGCUCUUUCCGUGGACGAGGCAGUAUUUUUGUUGAUGGAGUUGCUUGAGGUGUCCAGUGAGGAGGCUAGAGCCGAGACAAGUGCAAAAAAUGUGCAUGUGGUGCAUCUAGAGGCUUUUCGCGACCUGGGUCACAGUGGGGGCUAUGCCUGGGGAGCUGCGGCCCUGGUUCAUAUGUAUGACCAGUUAGAUAAAGCUUCUAGGACCACGACAUGGCAAAUUGGGGGGUACCUUACUUUAUUACAGUGCUGGAUCUAUGAGCAUUUUUUGAGUAUGCAUCAGUUUGUCAUCGAUGAUGCGUAUGAGGAGACGUCCCCUCGUGCCUCCCGGUGGCUGAUGACGAAGGCUCAUAUGAAGGGAAUUACAGGAGCGUCGUACCGGGCACAUUGUGAUUCUUUAUCGAUCACAAACGUGUGUUGGUUGCCUUACAGUGACCAUCGAGGGGUUAGGGGAUUUGAGCUGAUUUCAUCAUUCCAGGGUCAACUGAGAUGGGGUCCUAUGGUGGUCACAGUUCGAUCGGAAAGGGUGCUAUGCCAGUUUGGGUACAUUCAGAGCAUCCCUUUGUCACCUGUUAGUGCUUCAUUGUCAUAUGAUGAUAUAGAUGAAGGGUGGAUGCAUUUCUCGGACCACGUAAUAGCUUUGGGUGACCUUUGUGUAGUGCCUGGGCAAGUAUCUACGGAUUACAUGGAGUGGCUUUUCCAGAUAUCUCACCCAUUCAUGAUACCGACCCAAGCAGGUGACCAGCUCAGACAUGCACCUACUCCAGACCAUGAGGACUACAUGCAGCCGGACAUCCCAGAGAUUCCAGUGGAUGAUUACGAAGGCUAUGAGGCGAUCGCAGAAAGGUUGGAGCGUGUGCUCAACCUUAGGAUGGUCACUGUAGGGACAGUUACAUGA
Glycine soja is the source of this 1413-nucleotide messenger RNA. Its product is annotated as protein MAIN-LIKE 1-like. The record is from RefSeq and is a predicted model, not a curated record. The transcript has 5 exons. Gene Ontology annotation, biological process: meristem development; meristem maintenance. NCBI's taxonomy places the organism in Eukaryota, Viridiplantae, Streptophyta, Magnoliopsida, Fabales, Fabaceae. Bases 1 to 1413 code for a protein of 470 amino acids.